AGCAAGGAGCCGGGAGGUGGCAGCGAAUCGAGCCGGGAGGACGGCUGCAGCCCCGCAGUCAGAGCUGCGGGAGGAGGCGGCGGCGGCGGCGGAGGAGGAGGAGUCCUCCCCGGAGCUGAAGGAUCGUAAGGAGGAUGCCAAAGUGAUGGAGGACGAAGGACAGACCAAAAUCAAGCAGAGGCGCAGUCGGACCAAUUUCACCUUGGAGCAGCUGAACGAGCUGGAGAGACUCUUCGAUGAGACGCACUACCCAGACGCCUUCAUGCGGGAAGAGUUGAGCCAGAGGCUGGGGCUGUCCGAGGCCCGAGUGCAGGUUUGGUUUCAAAAUCGAAGAGCUAAAUGUAGAAAACAAGAGAAUCAACUACAUAAAGGCGUGCUAAUAGGAGCAGCAAGCCAGUUUGAAGCUUGUAGAGUCGCACCAUAUGUCAACGUAGGUGCACUGAGGAUGCCAUUUCAGCAGGUUCAGGCUCAGCUGCAGCUGGACAGCGCCGUGGCAGCGCACGCGCACCACCACCUCCACCCGCACCUGGCGGCCCGCCCCUAUAUGAUGUUCCCCGCGCCGCCCUUCGGCCUCCCGCUGGCCACGUUGGCAGCCGAGGUCGCCUCGGCCGCUUCUGUGGUGGCGGCCGCCGCGGCGGCCAAGACCACUAGCAAGAACUCAGGCAUCGCAGACCUCAGACUGAAGCCAAAAAGCACGCGGCGGUCCCUGGGCCGUGGACUUCGCUGCUGCCCCCACCUGGUCCUCCUCAACCCUCAUCCCAGCCUUAUCCUCCGCCCACUCGUUCAGUCCUCUAACCCCUCCCGUGCUGCCGGUAUCAUCCAUCCCUUUUCUCCUUCAUUCCCCUUGCCCUCCUUUUCUGAAGGGACUCCGGCGCCUAGUCCCAGUUCCAAGGACACCCAGGGCCAAAGCCCUUACACACGCCCCCCCCACCCCGUCUCGCCCCUGGGGCCAGGAUAG
Messenger RNA from Dromiciops gliroides (monito del monte), 958 nucleotides. RefSeq names its product short stature homeobox 2 (gene SHOX2). Lineage: Eukaryota; Metazoa; Chordata; Mammalia; Microbiotheria; Microbiotheriidae. Gene Ontology annotation, cellular component: nucleus. The record is from RefSeq and is a predicted model, not a curated record. Gene Ontology annotation, molecular function: DNA-binding transcription factor activity, RNA polymerase II-specific; sequence-specific double-stranded DNA binding. Gene Ontology annotation, biological process: regulation of transcription by RNA polymerase II.